Durio zibethinus is the source of this 1394-nucleotide messenger RNA. The record is from RefSeq and is a predicted model, not a curated record. Lineage: Eukaryota; Viridiplantae; Streptophyta; Magnoliopsida; Malvales; Malvaceae.
CUUCUAUGUAAAUAAAAUCCUCCUCAUCUUCUCUUUGCUCCGCCAGCUCCUUCUAAACAAACCUCUCUGAGAAAACAAAGAAAAAAUCCACCUUCUUUUUUUUUCGUUUUGUUUUUAUCAAGAACAAAUUUUAAAAAAAAUGAAGAAUGAACUGUACAUAACCGUACCGAGUGUUUUCCGGUGUCCAAUCUCACUGGACGUAAUGAAAUCUCCGGUUAGCCUCUGUACGGGUGUUACCUACGAUCGUUCCAGCAUCCAGCACUGGCUCGAAUCAGGUCACGACACGUGCCCCGCCACCAUGCAGGUUCUGCCUUCCAAGGAUUUUGUACCAAACCUCACUCUCCAUCGUCUAAUUAAUCUCUGGGUCCAAUCCUCCACUCGCCGGCCAGGCUCUGACUCUCCGCGGAUGCUUCAGGCGACGCCUCUGAUGAUCUCAGAGGUUCAAGCUAAGCUAUUGAUAGAGAAGAUUGAGAGCGAGAGCUGCGUCGAUUCUUUGUCUAAGGUUGCCGAAUUCAUAAGCUGUUGUGAAGAGAACCGGAGAUUUGUAGUUAGAUUCGGCGGUUUCGUUGAGGUAAUAGCCGGUGUUUUGAAAAGGAAAUUCGUGGAUAUCAAAGCUUUGGAAAUGGUGGUUAGGAUUUUGGAUUUGGUUUUGAGCGAAAACGGAGUCAAAGAACGGUUAAACAAAUUAUUCCUCAAAAGCAAUCAGGAAAACAAUUUCUUAUCUACAAUCGUCUUAAUUCUCCAAAACGGAAGCCUCGACUCGAAGAUCAAAUCCGUCCGAGUUCUGGACUCAAUCGCACUCGACUCAGAAUCCAGACGCAAAAUGGCCGACUCACAAAACAUUGUAUCCAUCUUUCUUCAUCUCCUCAAAACCAGCAACAACAAUCAAUCCUUAAACGACGCCGUUACCGCCUUUUUAACCACCGUUUCAAUAACACGUUCCAUCAAAUCUCACCUCCUCGAAAACGGUGCCGUUGAGAUCCUAUCAAACUCCCUAGGCGAAAAGUCAUUGAAGUUGUUAGCAGUACUCUGCAGUUGUAGCGAAGGGAGGUCAGCGAUUGGUUCAGAUCCGAAAUGUGCCGCGGGGAUAGUGGAGAGGUUGUUGAAGGUGUCGAAAACGGCGACAGAGGAUGCGGUAUUGGUGUUGUGGAGCAUGUGUUGCUUGAGCAAAGAUGAGAAAGUGAAAGAAGAGGUGGUUAAAGAGAAUGGAGUGACCAAAAUUUUGGUGGUAAUGCAAAGAGAAGGGGAAGGGAAUGUGAAGAUGAUGUGUAGGGAUUUGGUUAAGGCUCUGAGGGCCGGUUGCAAAGAUUGGUGUUUGGGAAGUUAUGAAACCAAGACUACUCAUAUUAGGCCUUGUUGAGAUUUUGUUUCUAAUUUUUUCUUUUUCUUUUUUU